GAUGUGUACCCCAAAAUGAACUAUUCAACUUUGCCAUCUAGUGGACACCAACUCUUUCGAAUUCAAUCUCAACUAAAGAGAUUCUGCCUGCAUAAUGAAAACUUAUUAACGGCUCUGCGCUCUAACUCAAGAAAUAUGACUGACCGCAUCUUUUGUGAACAUCGUAACAAUCCAAUCGAGCCGAAGGAAGUUGCAAAUUUCCAUAAAGAAGCCAAAGAAGUUUGCAUGAAAGAAUUAGGAUGUUUUGCAAUAACUCCUGAUUUCAAGCACAUACUUCAUAGGCCCAUUAAUGUGUUGCCAAAUGACAGAGUCGCCAUAAACACACGUUGCCUUCUUUAUACUAGACGCAACGCUAAAGAACCAGAACAGCUGUUGCCCAAUAACAAGAAAUCCAUCUCAGAAUCUAACUUUGAUGCUAAAAAUCCUACAAAGUUCAUUGUUCAUGGAUUCAUGGACAGCGAAAUUUUUGGACCUUGGAUGGCAAGAAUGAAAGACGAAUUCUUGUUGCACGGAGAUUAUAACAUCAUAAUCGUUGACUGGAGUGGAGGGAAUAAAGCUCCUUACUACCAAGCAACAGCUAAUACCAGAGUAGUGGCUGCAGAAGUUGCACUAAUCAUCACAACUUUGGAGAAAUAUGCUGGAAUAAAACGAGAAAACUGUCAUAUAAUUGGACAUAGUCUGGGUGCACACAUUGCUGGUUACGUUGGAGACCGGCUGAAACGACUCGGCAGAAUUACAGGUUGUGACCCAGCAGAACCAUACUUCCAGAAUAUGCCACCUAGUGUGAGACUGGAUCCAACAGAUGCUCAAUAUGUAGAUGUUAUUCAUUCAGAUGCUACAAAUAUCAAGUUUAUCGGAUUUGGAAUGAGCCACAUGGUCGGACAUGUAGACUUUUUCCCAAAUAAUGGAAGGAAGCAACCAGGCUGCAAAGUAGACAAAUUUAAAAGUUUUAUAACUGAUGGAUUAGUUGAAGGUAUCAGAAGAUUUGCAAGUUGUAACCAUCAAAGAGCGCUGGACUUUAUGUACUACACUAUAAACUACAGAAAAAUUGUGCCAGUAGGGUAUCAGUGCUCAAACUGGGAAACGUUUCUUCAAGGUAAAUGCGCAGAGUGUGGACCAGACACUAAAAAAUGUGCCAUCAUGGGUAUGAGAGCGGAUGAGUAUAAAUCUUUCAAAAAUGACAAAGUUCAGCGAGCCUAUUACCUUAAGACUUCUGGAAAAGCCCCUUUCCUUCUAUACCAUUACCAAAUCUCCAUUAAAUUCCUUAAACCUAAAACUUCAGACAAAGAUGUAAAGGGUACUAUAGAUGUCGCUCUUUUUGGAUCGAAGCAAGAUGAAAUAUUUCACGUCCAGGAUAAAGCUGCUGACUUAGUUCUAGGAUCACGCUAUCAAUACCUUGUAACAACUGAUAAAGAAUUAGGAGAUAUUCAAAGCGUCACUUUGCAAUGGUAUUCAUCGUCACUAAACCCACUUAAACUCCUCUUUAAGCCAAAGUUGUAUGUGGAAUAUAUUUCUGUUGUACCAAUGAACGUUAUUGAAAAGUCCCCAAGAAAAAUGACUAACAGAGUUUUCUGCGGAAAACCUAAAGUUGCUAUUAUGCCGAAGACCACAACAAGCUUUCUGCGUGAUAACAAAUGUCUCAAAUUUUUGUAAUGAAUAAAGUUUUUAUAGUUGUAAUGUU
Molecule: messenger RNA, 1681 nt
Organism: Stegodyphus dumicola
Lineage: Eukaryota; Metazoa; Arthropoda; Arachnida; Araneae; Eresidae
Product: pancreatic triacylglycerol lipase-like
Biological process (GO): lipid catabolic process
Molecular function (GO): protein binding; triacylglycerol lipase activity
Source: RefSeq, a predicted model, not a curated record